UUCCUUAUUAUAUCGCCCAUUACAAAUUCCUGAAAUGUAACAAAUGCAUUUUACAAGGAGUGCUCACAAGAAGUUUUUCAGUUCAUUAUUACAGCAGCUAUACGUAUAAAGAGCAUGGACGUUACUUUUACAUUUUAAAAAAAAGUUGUCAGAAAAUUAAAUUUGUUUAAAGUUGUAUAAACUGUUGAGAAUAAUAAGAAUUAGAAACCACAAUAUUUGAUUUUGUUGGACAUCGAGUUAUAACCAAUAAAAAGGUCUUCGAAAUAAUAUGUAAAAGCAGGAGAUGUUUCAUAUUUGACAAUAUUUUCAACGUUAAAUUCAAAGCUAAUAUCCAAGUAGAAAGAAGAAAAAUUGGGAAAAAGGCAAGUAGAGACAAUGAAACGUCAUAAUAUGAUAAGGUCGACAAGGACAGCAGUUGUGAUCUUUGUCGGGUUCAUGUCUUGCAUACAAGCUCAGCAAAAAACCGUUCAACCUAUAGCUACAAAAGACGAUUGUAUUUGUAAAGUUGAUGACCCAGUUUGCUCAUGUACGCUUGUUAUUGAAUAUAAACUGACAAUGAUACUGGAAAAAGAAAGCAAGUGGCAUCUUGUGUAUCCUGACAAUGGCAUUCUGCGGUUGCGUGGCAAAGCAAACAAUAAUUCUGUGCUGACUUCUGAUCAGAUGUCACGGGUAAUCACGGCAGACGGACAGACUUCACGUGUGGUUAUUGCUAUAAAUGGAAGAUUUCCGGGCCCAAGGAUAGAGGUUUGGGAGCAUCAGACGUUGAAUAUUACCAUUGUUAAUACACUCUACACUGAAAGCGUGAGCGUUCACGCUCAUGGAUUACAUCAGAAGGGGACGCCAUGGAUGGAUGGCGUUGCAUUUGUGACACAGUGUCCAGUGUUGCCAGGGCAGACGUUUAUGCAUGUCUUCAAAGCUUAUCCGCCAGGAACAUUCUUUUACCACGCACAUAUUGGAGACCAAAGAAGCAUGGGACUUUAUGGUCCUUUAAUAGUUCGUCCAACGAAGAAUCGUAUCAUUGAAGACAAUGAAAUUAUUAUAUCACUUCAGGACUGGAAUAAUCUCAUGAACGCUGAAACAUCAUAUCAAAGAGAGAUAACUGAACAAUUUGACUUUGAAACUAAUGAGAAGAUAGAUCAAACUUACUCUGUUGACAGAGCAAAAUUUGGCCGCUUUGCUUUUCAGUCUGGCCUUGUAAAUGGAAAAGGUCGAUUCUGGAAUACAUCAAAUACAAAUAACGGAGCCCCUCUGGAACGUUUUAAAAUUCGGUUUGGUACUCGCUACAGAUUUAGAAUAAUAGGAGCAAUGUUCAUGUACCCAAUGCGAGUUUUCAUAUAUGGGCAACGGCUCACACUACGUUCUUCAGACGCAUACAACGUUGACCAGUUAGAUGUACAGUCAAUUAUAGUACACCCGGGUGAAAGAUACGAUUUUUACUGGCAAGCACCUGAGGCAAAUGAAGUCACUUCUAAAGAAUUGCUGCUUGUUGCCGAAACAAUAGAAACACCAGAGAGUCUUGGUUUCUCCAAAUACCAUGCAGCCGAAGCGGUUCUGGAAUUUGAAGAAUUUGAAGGUCCAUCACCUCCUCUAAAUCCUCUCAAUUCUAGAGAGGAAACAUGUACGAGUGCAUUGAAAUGUCCCACAUUCAACUGCCCUUACAAAUAUUAUCCGCCGGAUGAGCACAGAGGAUGUAUUACAUUUGAUGAGGUCAACAACAUUGACCCAAAUCAAAAUUACAAUGAAGUUUUAGGUAAUAAAGUGGAUGAGGAGUACUUUUACAACUUUGCUUUUCCCGGACCCGAAGGAAAUAGGCCGGGUUCGGUAAAUGGCCGAAGAUUUAUUAUGCCGACUGUCUCCCUUCUUACACAGGCAGAUGAACUGACCACUCAAUGCAAUGAAAGUUGUGAAAUAGAUGGUGUAUGUAAGUGUACAUAUAUUCAGAAACUUCCGUCAAAUAAACUUGUUCAAUUCGUUUUACUCGUUUUAGGGAGCGGUGCGGGGGCAUCGCAUCCUAUCCAUUUACACGGCCACUCGUUUUAUGUAAUGAAAAUGGGUUUCGGCACCUAUGAUCCGAAUACCGCAAAUCUUACGAAUAAAUCUGAAGACAUUACCUGUACAGACAAGAACAACUACUGUAGUUCUGCAUCCUGGACGAAUGCCAGCUGGGCAGGUGGUAAUGUUCCUGGUUUGAAUCCUCGCCCACCGCAGAAAGAUACUGUAAUCGUUCCAGCAGGAGGAUAUGUGGUGAUCAGAUUCCGUACGGAUAAUCCUGGAAUAUGGACUUUUCAUUGCCACAUUGACUUGCACAAUACACAUGGUAUGGCAAUGGUUAUUGACGAAGGAGAAAUAAAGCCAAGCCCGCCUGUAGGAUUCCCGACUUGUAGAAAUUUUAUUUACAACGGUGAAGGUGCACAUGUAAGUGGAGCUACGAGAAACGUCAACCCAAUACUCAUCCUGACCCUGAUUGCAGUUAUUUUAGUGAUCAAGAUUUUCAAAUAACAAUGUGUUAAUAAACUAAAUAAAUACAAUUAUGAAACUGAAGUAUUAAAAGACAUAUAGUUGAAACUCUACUUUUAACAUUUAUACUAAAGCAACGUGAUUAAAUGGCGGUGAAAAACUGAAAACGUUUAAGAAGACGAAAACAAUAAUUUUGUGAUGAAAAUAAGAAAUAUGAGCCGCGCCAUGAGAAAACCAACAUAGUGGCUUUGCGACCAACAUGGAUCCAGACCAGCCUGCGCAUCCGCGCAGUCUGGUCAGGAUCCAUGCUGUUCGCUUUCAACGCCUAUUGGAAUUAGAGAAACUGUUAGCGAACAGCAUGGAUCCUGACCAGACUGCGCGGGUGCGCAGGCUGGUCUGGAUCCAUGCUGGCCGCAAAGCCACUAUGUUGGUUUUCCCAUGGCACGGCUGAUAUAUUGACCAAGCUAACCCCCUUGUAUAUCUUGGAGACAGAAAAAAAAUACUUAUAAAAUAGAAAUGCAAUGGCCAAGUUAAACCAACUUGUACUAUCUGGAGGGACAUGAAUAGUUAUUUGUUGAUGUAGAGGUACAAUGUAUUGGUAAAAACUUCUUAUAAUAUGUUUCAGACACGAUGAUACAUCUCUUUUUGCACCUUACAUAUUUGGCAGAGCAAACUUGGUUAAAUCCAUUAGCCUUAUUUAUACCACUAAAAGCUACGGUGUCGUUAUCUGAUGUGUUUAAAGUGUUUAUAGUUUAUAGUCUAGUGAAAUAUAUGUUUGGUAAUGAUGAAGAUCGUUUACGCAAAGAUAUAUCAUAGAUGACAGUUUUGGAACACAGCUCAUUGCACAAAGUGAUAAUUUGAGAUUAACAAAAAAUACACUUCAUGAAACGAUAAUAACCAAGUUAACACCAUUUAUCAAGACAGACUUUAAAAACAACUGCCCGUUAAGAUAAAAUUUAACAAAAAAUGGAUAGCAGAAAGUACAGGCACACGAACAGGAAAAAUGCAUGCUUAGUAGAUAAUGCAGUCCGAUGUUAAACACUUUCACAUUAAAAGGGUUUCCCUGUAAUGAGAUCUGUUCCAAAAUUAGUCUCUUAUGAUGCCGGAUGUUUUUUGGUUAUCUACCAUAAAAAAAAGAACAUUGUUGAAAUAUUUUUUAAAGAUAAUUUAAUUCCGCUGCAAUAUCUAGCGUGUAUGUAAGCGGCAAAAACAAAAUGUAAAGUUUUGCUUUCAUAUUUUACCACAUAGCAGUGAAUAUUCAUUAUCUACACAUCUGUAUCUUUAUUAUGAAUUAAGGCACCGCCUAGAAUGGGGAUUUAUCGUUAAUAUGAGUUUCAGUCGGUAUAUAAUUAACUGACUCAGUCAUACACUUUACGACGUAUACUCAGAUAUCUUGCAUCAAAAAGAAAAUAUGUGUUUAAGAGAGUUUGCAUUAGGACUUGCACAUAAUUCAAAGUCUUUAAGUGAAUUUUAUCUCAAAUUGUACACUUUAUUGUUUGAGGUAGCCAUCAAUUCAACUAUAUAACUCGGUGUCACAUAAACUGGAACCGCCGUGUGGUCUUAUUGUCUGUCAAAAAUUGGUUACUUGUAAAGUGUUUUAUAAAGCUCAGAUGACGGAGAUCUUUGUGGCUUCUGUGGAAAGAUUUUUUUUGGUUAUCUAAAACACUAUUUAUCUUCUAAAGUUUCUUUUUAUAAAUAUAUUGCAUCGUUUAUAGAUGUAACUACAUUUUAUAUUCAUUUAAAAAAGAUCUUAAAAAAGUAACGAAAAUGUUUGCUACAAAUGCUUGAAAGAGCAACAAUUUGAAAUUUAAAUUACGAAAAUGUGCCUAAAAAGUCAUUAUUUUGUUUGCACUGUAUUGGCUAUAUUUCAGUAAAAAAAAAAUCCAGUUAUUAUGUUUAAAUAUAUUUUGUUGUGAACAUAUCAAUAUCUGAUUCCUUAUCUAAAAAUGUUAAAGACGCACGUGUUAUUGACGUACGUGGUACAUUUUUGAGUUAUAAUACUGCACCGUAUUGUCAUAUCUAACCUGUGUAUAUGUAUUUGUAUAUUUAAACUACAUUUUGGUUGACUAAAUGUUUAAUGAUUUACUUUUUGAUUGUUCUCUCCGUAGUUAUACAGCAUGUUACAUAUUUUCAUAAUUUGUCUGACUUUCUAUGUAGAGAUUGCUGCCACAUUUACACAUGUUUAGUACAAAUGUAAUGGUACUUCAUUCUUCUGAUUUAUCAAAUGUUUACUGGUUUUUGUGUUAUUCCUUUUCACAUUAUAUUAAUUUAGUUUGAGGUUCUAAUUCUUUGUUUGGAUCUACUUUAUUCAUAACUUGUUUUGAAUAACUUGUUUCAGUGUUGUUAUAUUUUCUGGUCCUUUGGGAUCAUGGAGUCCACUCAACAUAUGUGUAAUAGAGUUCCGCUUAAGCCGGUGCUAGGGGGCGAGAGAGGUGUUGCACAUUUCAUUACCUCUCAUGAACAGACUCAAUCAUACCAAGUCUGCUAUUAUUCUUUUUGGUUGCAUUUUUUGCUUCAAAAGGAUCUUUUUACAGAUUUUAUUAACUAUCACAACAGCAAUCUUUAAGUGCCGUGUGGCGGCUGUAAAAAGUCUCCCCUUACUUGGAUUCAGUGUUGUUAUAUUUUCUUGGUCCUUUGGCAACAUGGAGUCCAUUCAACAUAUGUGUGAUAGAGUUCCGCAUAAGCCGAUGCUAGGGGGCGUGAGAGGUGUUUCACAUUUCAUUACCUCAUGAACAGACUCAAUCAUACCGAGUCUGCUAUUAUUCUUUUUGGUUGCAUUCUUUGCUUCAAAAGGAUCUUUUACAGAUUUUAUUGAAUGUUAUCAGUUCUGUCUAUGAAUGAUUGUUUGAUAGAUUUACUUAUUAUUCUAAUAUCGCUAGAUUUUAUUGCCAAUUAAACAAGGAAUAAUUCAAGCUCUGUAUAUUCUGCGAUAAACAAUGGUUGAUGCGCGGUCAAAUUGCCGGAUGACGUCCAGUUCAUUACUAAUCGGGUAAAUGAAGCCCAUCAUAUUUUCAUCAAAAUAUUUCAGUGAACAUGUAAGAAUGAAAACAACCAAUGCCUUCUUGUCGACUAUCGUCUAAUUUAUACAGUGCAGAUUUCAGAUGCGCAGGAACUGAACCACCAGGGCGUCGAUCAAUUCCUGUGCAUCUGAACUCUGAACAGUGAUAAAUUAGACGACAAACCACUCGAAGGCCUUGAUUAUUUGUAAAAUAACUUAUAUCUUACACCAAAUGGUAUACAUACUUAUUUGUUUUAGCGUUUUUUCUCUUAUGUACUUCUAAGUUAUUUUACAUUAUUUCAUACACAUUUGUAAUUUUUGCAAGUGAAAUUUGUUCUAUUUUGCUGUUAUCAUAUUUUACAUAUUCCAUUUAAAAGGGAAUAAAGAUUCACAGUUGUUUGUGCUAAGAUACAUUUCAAAAUACUGUAACUAUGACACAUGCAUCUAACAUUAACACUUUUAUUAAAUGAUCCGGUCUGUA
Molecule: messenger RNA, 5936 nt
Organism: Mercenaria mercenaria
Lineage: Eukaryota; Metazoa; Mollusca; Bivalvia; Venerida; Veneridae
Exons: 4
Coding region: 376-2499 (707 amino acids)
Biological process (GO): iron ion transport
Cellular component (GO): plasma membrane
Molecular function (GO): copper ion binding; oxidoreductase activity
Source: RefSeq, a predicted model, not a curated record